Molecule: messenger RNA, 633 nt
Organism: Lichtheimia ornata
Lineage: Eukaryota; Fungi; Mucoromycota; Mucoromycetes; Mucorales; Lichtheimiaceae
Exons: 3
Coding region: 1-633 (210 amino acids)
Biological process (GO): peptidyl-arginine methylation
Molecular function (GO): protein-arginine omega-N monomethyltransferase activity
Source: RefSeq, a predicted model, not a curated record
AUGAAGUUCAUUGUGGAGCACAUGGAAGACGGCAUGCACGAAUGGUGCACUCUCGAGUACCGCCACAUGAUUCAAAUUUGCGGUGCAGACGACAUGUACUUUUCCGGCUUGACUGAAAACGUCCUCAACAACUGCAUGCCCGAAGACCUUAAGCAAGCUCAUUGCCACCAAGAAGACGUUAUGCACUUGCCCGGUGUUGACCCCAGCGAAGUAUGCUUGUUGGAUCCUUCAGCCACUGAACCCCUUAAGCCCGAGGAUGGUGAAAAGUUCAAGUACAUGUUGUUUGGUGGUAUCCUUGGUGAUGAUCCCCCACGUGAUCGUACCAAGGAACUUCGUAAACUCGGCUUUGCUGGAAGACAUCUUGGUCCCAUUCAAAUGUCAACCGACACCGCUGUCAAUGUAGCCAGACGUGUGGCUGUGGAUAAAGUGCCUCUUGAUGAGAUCCCUUACAUUGAUAGCCCCGAGAUCUACUUUUCCAAGCAUGAAUCCGUCAACAUGCCCUACCGUUAUAUCGCCAUCACCAAAACCAUCACCACCAAGGAUGGUCAAGAGAAGACUAUCAAGAAACCAUUGAUGCCCCCAGGCAUGUUGGAGCUGAUCAAAAAGGACAGCGAGCGUACUUUGGACUUUUAG